UAAACUAGAAAUAAAAUAACUGAGAUCCAUAAAGUGCCGGUGAUACCUUUUUCAUACCAUUAUAAAAAAAGGUCUGCUUUUAAUGGAAUGCUCAUGGCCAUCAAGGUAUUUAUUUGGAGCUACCUAGGAUAGCUUUGUCCUGUACGACUGUACAUCACUUCAACAACUCAAAAGAGUAGUAUCUUGUACUCCAAUUCAACUUAUGCCACCAACUUGAUGAUAUUAAGUGUAAAUGACAGUUCUGGACGACUUAGGGCAGUAUAUUAUUCGGUACAUAUGUCAACACACCAACGGGUCUUCAGGUCAUCAAAUGUUGGAUAUGCAUAGCUGUUUAUUAAUCACGAUCCAUUUCUAUAGGUACCUGCCUUUUAUAUUUCCUGGACUAUAUGAUUUCUUUGCAUUCAAGAAAGCUUAUAAUUGAGGAACUAUGUGCUAAUGUUUUUCUGGUGGGUGGGUCCAGAUCGAUCCAAUUCUCGUAGUUCAAGCUCUGUUCGCAGAGGAGGAAGCAUUCCACACGGCCCAGCAAAGAUUUUCACUUUCCGAGAGCUAGCUAUUGCUACCAAGAAUUUCAGAAAAGAUUGUUUGUUGGGUGAAGGUGGUUUUGGUCGCGUCUAUAAAGGACACAUGGAGAAUGGACAGCAGGUUAUUGCUGUGAAGCAACUUGACAGAAAUGGUUUUCAAGGAAACCGUGAAUUUCUUGUGGAGGUUCUCAUGCUAAGCCUCUUGCACCAUCCCAAUCUUGUCAGAUUAAUUGGCUAUUGCGCAGAUGGUGAUCAGCGCCUCCUAGUUUAUGAGUAUAUGUUAUUGGGAUCGUUAGAAAAUCAUCUGCACGACCGCCCACCAGACAGGGAACCCCUUGAUUGGAAUGCAAGGAUGAGGAUUGCUGUUGGUGCAGCGAAGGGUCUGGAGUACCUGCAUGAUAAGGCGAACCCACCAGUCAUAUACAGAGAUUUCAAGCCAUCAAAUAUUCUUCUGAGUGAAGAUUAUUACCCGAAGCUGUCUGAUUUUGGGCUUGCCAAACUUGGUCCAGUUGGUGAAAAUACCCACGUAUCAACAAGAGUUAUGGGAACGUACGGCUACUGCGCUCCUGAAUAUGCCAUGACAGGGCAGUUGACUGUAAAGUCUGAUGUUUACAGUUUUGGUGUUGUGUUCCUUGAACUUGUUACAGGUCGGAGAGCCAUUGACCACACCAAGCCUGAUGGGGAGUCAAAUCUUGUCGCAUGGGCUCGCCCGAUGUUCAGAGACCGGCGAAAGUUCUGCCAGAUGGCCGACCCGUUGCUGCAAGGUCGCUAUCCCAAGAGGGGUUUGUACCAGGCCUUAGCAGUUGCAGCAAUGUGUUUGCAGGAGAAAGCAGCAUCCCGACCCCUCAUAGGGGACAUUGUCACUGCACUAUCUUAUCUAGCCUCCCAACAUUAUGACCCAAAAAGCUGCAGGACUUGCCCGUCUACCCCAAGGGCGAAAGCGCACCGACGAACAACCAGCUGUGUUCCGGAUGCUCAGCAUGCCGCCAACUCACUUAACUGGGAUGCUGUGGACCUGAGGAGAAAGGAGCCUAGAGGAGGGGAGUUUGAAGAGGAUCACAGUGAAGGCUUCUGCAGUGGCAGUAGCUCUGGAAGGAAUGAUGGCUUGGAUGUGCCAGAACUGCUUGCCUUGCAUAAUGGGAAGUCUUACUCUUACGGCGAAAAUGAUGGUAACCGCAAGUCGGCUGUCAAGGUCGAUGCCCACGAGAAACCGAGAGCAGAUCCUGGGAAAUAUAGCAGGCAGGUUUGACGGCAUAUACAAACAGACAUUGUUGCAGCCAAUUUUGCCCGGUACCUUCACAUCUCCAUUGUUACAGAGCAGCAUUCUUCUCUCACCCAGGCUUGUGUUUCCCCAUUCGAGAUGGUCAUACAUUACACUCCAUGGGUUCUAGU
Hordeum vulgare subsp. vulgare (domesticated barley) is the source of this 1913-nucleotide messenger RNA. Its product is annotated as probable serine/threonine-protein kinase PBL7. The record is from RefSeq and is a predicted model, not a curated record. Gene Ontology annotation, biological process: protein phosphorylation. Gene Ontology annotation, molecular function: ATP binding; protein kinase activity. NCBI's taxonomy places the organism in Eukaryota, Viridiplantae, Streptophyta, Magnoliopsida, Poales, Poaceae. The transcript is spliced from 4 exons. Bases 436 to 1770 code for a protein of 444 amino acids.